GAUAAACAAGGAGACUGGUACAGAGAAAAGAGAGAAAACGGUUAUUUCUGCACCUGUAUCUAAGCCUAAACAGUUAUACAGUUAUAUGGUGUUGUUAAAUAGUGUACAAGAGUGAAACCACGUAUUUGAUAGCGUUAUAGCCGAGAACGCAUUACCGCAAUAUUGUGUCCCGUGCUUGCCAAUCGUAUGUUCAUCUGCAACAUUUGAAGUGCGUUCUAAUCGUUUGUCCGUUCGUCGGUUGCUCAUUGAUUCGUUUAUCCAUACCCGCGGUAGUUUAUUCGUUUCAUUCCAUUUGAUCGUUUACGUGUAUCGUGCUUCUGGAUUCUGUGCCCUUCACGUAUACAAUGUACAUAUUUAACCAUGUUCUAAGGAUUAUUAAAAAUAUCAUGUUUACGUAGUGGUUUAUGGUGCCGAAGUUACCGACCGAGUGUUAUUCUGCAAUUUUCCUGUGCUACGAUUGCUGUGUCUGGCUGCCUGCGUAUUUAGACCGUGUGGAUCGUGCUUCUUUCGCUUCUCAAUGAUUUUAAAGGUGUUGCCUCAACGAACCCAUUGUGUUCUAGUGAUAUAUCGUGUGAUUUCUGCGCCGGGUAGCAAAAAUGGUAUUAAUAAUGCUGUCCGGAACAACGUGAGCAUACUGGAGAGUAUUCAACAUCCUGAAAUAGCGAAUCUAAUAAUAGGCGAUAUCUUAUUCCGACCACUUUUCGUAUGAACUUGAAGAUAACAACGCAGCGUGUGAUUAAUUUAAAAAAAAGAGAGAAUCGAACACUGCCGAGCUACUGCCGUUGCUGCCACCGCUGUUACAAAGACACAAGAACGAAGAGUGGUGGGCUGAUCAUGAAACAUCUGAACGCAUGAAGUGGUCGUGUGAAAGUUUUGAGAGCCAUGGUUACACGUUGAAAAGAGAAAGACGCACGACUAAACACACAUCUGACGACGUUGAGCAUACGUUAUUGGUGGACGGAUGGAAACGAAACGUAGGAAAUAAAAAAGGAGAAAUAGUGACUGAAGAGCAGUGAAAGAUAAAAAUCGAACGAUAUUAAAAAAAAAAAACUUGUAAAGCAGAACGUUGAGAUUCGGUUAUUUUUUUUUCGUACGGUAGUCAAGUUGAAUGUGCGCGUGUGAGUACGUGUGAUUACGUGUACGCGUGAAAACCGCGCGCGUGUAUCUGUUUCUCGUUCUGCCAUAUUGAAAGUCAUCCAAUAUUCUUUUCCCUUAGAGGCGCUGGCUCACGUGCGCGGGAAACGUGCACAGUGCGUGCAUCGUACACGCACUGUGCUAGGUUACCAGCGAAGAAACGUCGUCGCUUCAGAACUGCGAAAUAACGGUUCAUCGACAGCGCGAUAGAACCGCGAUGAAAGCGGGUCUGUCGAUAACAUUACAACACUGUGGAAGCGAUAACGAAUAUCGUAGCAGUAACGACAGUAGCGGUAGCGGUAAUAGCAUCAGCAACAGUAGUAGCAGCGACAACAACAUCGAUAUACAAGUUGCUACUGGCAACAACAGCGGAAAUGAUAGUGUUUUUAACGGCAACGAGAAACCGGGAGUGGAAUACAGUGUUCGCGUUCAGUGUAGUAAGCCACGUGGCAGUGAUGAGAUUCUCGAGCGGUUGCAUUUCUACGAGAUAUAUCCGCACUGAUUCCGAGUGUUAGUAGAGAAAGAGAAAGCAGGAGACAGAGAAAUAGUAGCCAAGACUCUCGUGGAGAGCGGGGCACUGAAAGAUAUGCGGACCUUUGUGCGAACAGCUGAACCGGAAGUUGUGAGAACAAGUGGAGUGCAACGCGCUCCGCCCAAUCGGUGAUAGGGUCAGUCGGUUAAAAGAAGACAAAAUUGGCGUUCGCAGCGACGGCAACGCGGCAUCUUUCGCGAUCACCUUUUCACCCCUCCCUUUUUUCCUAUUUGAUUUAGUUCCACCUCGAUUUUCUCCUUUUCGAGCUAAAACAAUCAGAUCGUUUAUUUUCUAUCAUUCUUUUUUUUGCCCUUUAUUUCGAUUAAAUGUUCAUAAUGAGUAGUAAACGGUGACACGCAAUUAAAAAACGUCGGCGAAAGGAUAAUGCAAACGAGAAUUCGUCACGUAAAAGCCGCGUCGCGUUACUCCACACUAAUGAAGAAAUCGUCGCUGGAGCAACAACAUAAGAAAGGAAUUUCGAAAGUCGAUUAAAUUGUGUUUUACGAGUGUACUACGAUACCUAAGUUGUGUGGAACGCAUGAAAGUGUACGUAAUAAACAAAGAAGAAAGAGAGUUAAACGAAAACGACAGGAACAAGGAGUAACAACGAAAUGAAGAAAAGGCAGUGAGUGAAUUAAGAAGGGAAAUGAUAAAGAAGAAGAAAUAUUAGUAAAAGAAAAACCUGUGAGAAGCAAAGUUCGCAACAUACAGUAAUGUUGUGGAGUAGCGUGUUCUGCGAAAGUUUUUAAAAUCGAUAUAGAAUUUAUAAAUAGAUCGGCUGGUAUAGUCACAUAUGUGGACCCGUGCGUAUGUGUGCGUGAUCGCGCGCCCACAUGUACGUGAUUUUCACUCGGGAGUGAAGCGGUAAAUUAUUCAAGCCAAGAUCGACUAUUCGCGGAGAAAAUUCAAGAUUCGGCUUACCUUCUACAGCUGACGUCAUUACCGUACACAAUGCGCUAGGGGUGAUGGAGACAGUGGGCAAGCAAGUCCAGGUAGUGAGCGGACUGGGGGUGGGGGGUCCGGUGGGCCCUGUGGGUCCAGUGGGGGGAGAUUUGCAUCACCAUCAUCAUCCUCACCCCCACUCUCAUCCUCCACACCCACACGCCCACCCCCACGGUCAUCCUCAUGGGACCCAUGGCCACUCACUGGUCGGCGUAACGUCGACCCCUGGCAGGGGUCAGACGCAACCACCGGUCUCGCAUAACCAGCAUUUACCCGCGAGAUCUACUCCAGUACAGCUGCACAGGCCAACACAGAAUUACGUAAACAUCAAGAGCAGCAGUCCGGUGUCUCCGCGAACGGUAGGAGCAGCGGUUACGUAUGUCCAGGGUGGUGCAGCCGCAUCUUCAGCGGCGGCAGCAGCGGGGACAGUUGGAAGUGGAACUGCUGGAGGUCCUUCAAUCGGCGGAGGCGGUGGCGGUAGCGGCGGCGGUGGCGGCGGUGUUGGUGUUGGUGUUAGCAACGCGAGUGGCGCAAACAGCGGAACCGGAGUCGUUGGGGCUGGAGCUGGUGCUGCUGGUGCUGUAGGGAACGUAGCUGCAGCCGGAAGUGGAAAUAGCAGCGGUACCAGUAACAGUGCCGCCGGUGCAGGGAGUAAUAGUGGCGGGAACAGUGGUACAGUGGGUGGCGCACCAGGAGGUUACGUUGCUGUACCCAUGGCCGGUGGUUUACGAUACAUUCAUCCGUAUCCACCGACACCGACAUCGGCGUCGGUGCCAGCUGUAGCAACGGUCGUCACAUCGGCUUCGUCGGCACCGACUCCAGUACCAGUUCCACCACCUGCGACCGCACCUGCGAAUCCACCUACAGUCAGUCAAACGCCACCACCAUCGCUUUCGGGAACUGCUUAUACCGCCAGAGAUGCAUAUCGCAGCGCCACCACCAAUGUGAACGAAAGGAUCGCUAUUAGCGUGAGCAGUAGUCCUUUAUCGCAAAUAGGAGUCGGUGUUGGAGUAGUUACAGCCGAAUAUGCGGCGAAUAGCGGUAUAAGUAGUGCCAUGGCUGGUGGAAGGGGGGAUAGACCGAGGAUAUCUCUUUUACCACCUGCUUCGGUGACGCCGACACCUUCGCCGACAGCGCCAGAUUAUCAGCACGUGUCCAGUGCAAGAAAUUCACGAAUAGGCCUGAUGCCCGUCCAACCGGAUCAGUAUUGCAGUCGUACGGCCGUUGAGAUGGCCAACCUGCAGGAGGCGCCGCCCUUCAAAAAAAUACGCCUGGUUCAACCAACCCAAGUUCAAUCACAGUCCCAGUCGCAAUCUCGCUGUCAGAGUUUGUCACCUGCUGACCCCUGUGGAAAACAAGAGCACGUGGUGCAGUUGCAGCAACCACUUAGGAUAGACACUAGGCCGACUACAGGAGUGUACACGCCGCAAACAGAAGCGAUAUCACCGACGCUUCCGGAACCGAAUACACAGGAAGAUGCGCAGUUUAGAAGCACGAAGGAUGAUCUUUUGCAACAGAUCGCCAAGGUUGACAGAGAGAUUGCAAAAAGGGAGUCGCAGAUAAAUAAACUUAGGAAAAAGUUGAAAGAAUUAGAAGAAGCAGCGAAUAAACCUCUAGAAGCUAGUGGGCUUAAACGUCAAGUUGAAGAACAAUCUCAGCAACCAAAGCAUCAGUCUCUGGCACAAAAAAUUUAUGCUGAAAAUAGGAGGAAAGCAGAAGAAGCUCAUCGACUCCUAGAGAGGCUGGGUCCAAAAGUGGAAUUACCUUUAUACAAUCAGCCGUCAGAUACAAGUGUGUAUCAGGAAAAUCGUACAAAACAUCAAACGUGUAUGAGAGCAAGGCUUAUAGCGAGGCUUCGACGUGAACAUGCAGAACGUGCAUCUCUUCAUCGACAACAGUCACAAACGUACGCUAUUUUGGUACAGGAGUGGCAUCGUAAAGUAGAGCGGUUAGAAGCAACGCAGAAAAGGAAAUCGAAAGAGGCGAGAAAUCGCGAAUUUUUCGAAAAAGUAUUUCCAGAAUUACGAAAACAAAGGGAGGACAAAGAACGUUUUAAUAGAGUUGGUGCUCGAAUUAAAAGUGAAGCUGAUCUAGAGGAAAUUAUGGACGGCCUUCAAGAGCAAGAGAUGGAAGAUAAGAAGAUGCGGUCGUACGCAGUGAUACCUCCUUUAUUGCUGGAUACAAAGCAAAGGCGAAUCGCGUUUCAAAAUCGGAAUGGUCUUCUUCAGCCAGAAGAAUUAGAGGCUCUUCACAGCGAACGAAAAUUAAUUAAUGUAUGGAGUUCUGUGGAGCAUGAAUUGUUCAAAGAAAAAUAUUUGCAACAUCCUAAGAAUUUUGGAACGAUAGCUCAAUCUUUAGAACAUAAGUCCGUUCCAGAUUGUGUGCAUCAUUACUACCUCACUAAAAAAGCAGAAAAUUAUAAGCAGCUCUUGCGAAAAUCGCGGCAACGAACACGUAGCUCUCGGAAUAAUCCUAAUAAUAAAGUAAAUAAUACUAGUUCAAGUAUUGGACCUAUAGACAUAUUAACUACGGGUGUUACGACGAGGUUGCAACGUGAGCAGCAACAAAAAACACAAGAGAAUCCUCAAACUAAUUCGACAGCAACAACAACCACGACGACCACGACGACGACUACAACUACGUCUAGUGUGUCUACAUCCGCUGCAACAACGAUAGUGACUACUGCAGCUACUUCUUUGAGUACAGCAACGUCGAGUAUAUGUAUAAGUACAGAAUCUGUAAUAGCAUCAACAACAGCUACAACGACAUCUGUACCGAGUACCACGACAUCAUGCGUUACGACAUCGUCGUCGACGACAACAAGUGCGAAGGACAAUAGGGAAACUAACAAAGAAAAUAAAGAAAGUAAACUGGAAACUAAGGAACCACACCUUGUCAAAGUGGAAGUGAAAGAAGAAUCACAGUGGGUGAAUUCGGAUACAGUGCCGGGAAAGGACGUUAAAGUAAUAAUCGACGGGAAAAGCACGUUGUCGUCGUCGUCAUCGUCGUUGAACAACAACGCGACGAACGCCUCGACGAUUCAGUCAGAUUUCAAAGAUUCUAACAAAAAGAAACCGGGUUGCAGGGAAGCAAACAGCGGCGGAUCCGGCAGCGUUGGAAACGCGAGUCGAAUCAAGGAGAAGAAAAAGGAUAAUCAUGCCACCCCUAUGGAAACCAGCGACGAGGAAGCUCAAUCGAUGGACACCAUCGAAAGCGGCAGGCAGAUUGGUCCUCACGCCUGUACAGUUUGCCAAAACAUUGUUGAGGGAAACACACAGAGUAGAGCUUUGCCACGGAGUCAGGCGUCUCAGUACGGCUUACGAGAGGAUCAAGUGACACCUGGUGCACGCGUGUGCAACACCUGUAGGUGCAAAGCCGUAAGAGGACGAUACACGGCGUGUCCGCUGUUAGGAUGUCCGAACUUGAACAAUACCAGCUCGAAAACGAGAGUGAAAAGGCUGCGUGCACUGCCCGCGAAAUGGCUUGAUCUACCAGCUGAAGUUCGCGAUCCUAUUAUACAGGAAUUUCAAAUACCAAACAACGCGACAAAAUGUUGUUCAGCCUGCUUCAAUCGAAUAUCCCGUCGAUUGGCACCGCACCUAACCGGUGGUACCGAAGUGCCCGAAGACUCGGCCGAUUCCUUGGCUCGACAGUGGACAGACGAGGAGCUAGAACAGCUCAGAACAGCCCUCCGAGAGCACGGUACAAACUGGGUAAAGGUGGCUGAACAAGUACCUGGAAAGACGAAUCAUCAAUGCAAAAACUACUACUUCGCUUAUCGGAAGAAAUUGAGCCUAGAUCAGGUGGUUGCAGAAUAUUAUCAAUCCUUGGGCGAAGAGAGAAGACCUUGUUUAACGGAUGAAGAAGAAAGUGGCAGCAGUACAAGUAGCUGCGACGAACUUGCGGUACACGACUCAAGCGAUACAGCCAGUGCAGGUAGUCCAGCUAACAAUCUAUCAAGUGGUACACCAGGGACACCAGGUGCUUCUGCAUCCUCUAAUUUGCCGAUGUCCUUUUCACGAUCAGCAGACCAAAAGCUUGGCGAUAAGCUAGCAGAUAUCGCUGUAGUAUCUUUAGUUCCACCGGUGAGCAUAGGUUCAUCACAACAGUCUUCCACCAGCGGAGGUAGCAACGCUGCUUCGGCUGGCACUAGAGAAGAUUAUGAUAGUUCUGCCACGGAGACGGCGGACGAAGGUCAGGGCAGUACCGAUUUAGAAAAUAGUAGCGUCGUUGUGACUCUGACAACUGCCAGUAACAACGCUACACCACUGCAACAACACCAGCAGACUCAUCAACAGGUUCCACCACCUUCUCACUCGCCACCUUCAACAACGAACAACUCUAAUCCUCUAACCGUUAAAGAUCUGAUGCUUGGUGUCAUUGAAAUGCAAUUGAAAUGCAAUCCUAAUAGUCCAGCUGGUACUAGUGGAUCAUCAGUACCAGUCAAUUCUGGAACACCAACGAUAUCUAGUAUAUUGAGGACGGAUCAUCGAAAUGACAUUACUUUUGUACGCGAAUAUAAACCGUCGUCCACUAUGGCAAAUACUAAUAUGCCGAGGGACUCGAAUUUGGCAACUUUGUCGGUGGUAUCGGGUCCUCAUCAUGGACAUCGUUCUGCUCCUAGUCCUCAACAAAUUGGUCAAAUACAAGCAACAAUUACUCCCUGUCCACCUGCGCCAUCGAGCAGCCAAUCUUCAACUUCGGAUAUCCUUCCGAAAGAGGGAUUAGUUGUAAUGCAAGUGCAACAAGCGCUUCGGGAAACCGAAGGAACGCUGGACUUGAGUAUCAAAAAGCCACGGCAACAAGAAUACAAUCAUUCCUUACAAACGCUUCAUAAACCACCGACAGUGACUCUUUAUCGGCCAGAACCUCCCCCUGGUGCUUACUACCAUCCACAUCCUCAUCCUGAACAAGGACGUGGUGCAAAGAGUCCUCUGGUGUACGCAUCUUCGCCACGACCUCAAGCACCUCUUACGCCUAAAAUGAACAAAGUUGCCGUACCUCCACCUCAUCCAAAAUUAUCUCCCAAGUUAAGUGCUAUGGGAACAACGGGUCAUAAGAGCGGCUCCAUCACGCACGGUACACCUGUUUCUAGUGCGCGUUACGAGGGUCUACUCAGACAGAUGACACCUCCAGGAAAUCCUGGUAGUGUCGCUGGUACUCCAAGCGUUACGAGUGGUCCCAGUGCUGUUAAUGCUCCUAGCAAUCAAGGACCUAAGGAGACGGGAUCUAUUACUCAAGGAACUCCAGUUCAUCCUUUCGCGGUGGACAAACGUGCGCCGAUGUAUGACUAUCAUAGAACUAUUAGACAUUCGCCUGUGACAACGGGCAGCAUUCCUGGACAAGGACAAAGUCAAGCAGGAACAGCAGCAGUGGUCGUAACUCACAGCAACCAAUACAACUCUUACUCGAGUCGACCACCGCCUAGUUACACGAUGGAACAACAAUUGUCCUCGAGACAGAUCAUUAUGAACGAUUAUAUAACCAGUCAACAGAUGCAUGCGCGUAGUCGAAGUGGUGGUGCGUCUGAAAGUAGCAAUAAGAACGAGGUACCGUCGACGUUGUAUUAUACAAGCACUCCUCCGCCCCAAACGCAUACACCAUCUCGACAAGGAGUUAUACAGAGGCAUAAUCCACAAAAACAGAUGCAUUAUCCACCUCCGCCACCAGGAUUGGAAGCAUUUUCCAGUUUAGUAGAUGUCGCUGUGCAACAACCAAGUCUUCCAGUUCCUCAUCCACAUAGUCAUCCUGCCUCUGGAAGCAGUAGUCACGAAGGCCUUGGUAAGACAAUGGCGGACAGACUAUUGGCUGAUCGUUACGGAGACAAGCAUCGUCUAGCCAUACAUCAAGAUCACAGAAUGGCUGUGGCUCAUCAUCAUCAGCGAGACAGGGAAAGAGAACGUGAUCUGGUUCACUUGCGUGAGAAAGAAGAAUAUAGAUUGCAACGAGAGAAAGAAAUUCAGCAGCAAGAGCAUCGAUUAGUUCAGCAAAGAGAAAAGGACGUGCAACAUGCUGAUCAUAGAUUGUCGAUACAGCAAAGAGAGAAAGAUAUGCAACAUCCUGAUCAUCGUCUUACCGUCCAUCAACAAAGAGAAAAAGAAAUUCAUCAGCAAAUGGCAGUAGCAGCUGCCCAACGAGAAAAGGAACAUCAAGAGCAUCGUUUUUCUGUGCAGCAAAGAGAAAGAGAUUUGGCGCACUUGCAACAGCAACAACAGCAACAACAACAUAUUCAACAGCAUAUUCAACAACAACAAAGAAUGGAAGCUGAAAGAAGACACAUGGCUCAGUUGUACAGAGAUCAACAACAACAAUUGGAUAGGGAUAAUAGGUUAAUAAGUACCGGAUUUACUCAAUCCAGACUUCAACAACCACAACAGUCGCAACAGCAGCAGCAACAACAACAAUCGUCCUCUAGGCAAAGUCAGUCCUCCAAUCAACAGCAGAACGAAACUGCGUCUACUUUAACCGCCGCCAGCUUGAUAGAUGCUAUUAUAACACAUCAAAUUAAUCAAAGUGUUGAAAAUACUGGUGGAAAUUCUCAACCACAGCGACCUGGUGAUCGUCUUUUCCAGGGAUUCCACAGAGAAGCUCCAAUAGAACCUAAUGGUAUGGCCCAUAGUCCUGCUGGCGAAGGAAAUGGAGGAAACAGCGGAGCAGGAAGUGCGAGUGGAAACGGGAACGGAAACAAACCAAUUACUCUUGGAGAACACGUUGAUCAUAUUGUUUCCAAAGAUUAUGGACCUCCACAUUCCUCGUAUAGAUCAUAUAGCGGGUAUCAAAUGUCGGAAGAUCAAUGGAAGAGACGGAAAGCCAAUGAAGCCGAUUCCGUUAAAGCUGGAGACGAGCGUCAGAUAAUUCGUGUAACGCAGCAACAGUCGCAGCAGCAGCAACAGCAGCAACAACAACAACAGCAGCAGCAGCAGCAGCAACAACAACAGCAACAGUUCCAUUCGGUAGAGCCCGUCUCGCCUCCAGAAGCGGGUACUAAUCAUUACGGUCGUCGCCUCUACGAAACAACCACUGCCACAUCAACUUCCGGAACUCCUUCCAACAAGCCGCAUCUUUCACCGCUGGAUUACGUUAAGAAUAAGAUCGUUGAAGUGAUGCGUACAUCCGAGGACGAUAAAGGUGGAAAUACGGGUGAUAGAAAUGGAGGAAACGUGACAAGUGGGGAAAAAGACGAGAAAAUAGGGGGAAAUGUAGAGAGUCCUUCGAGCGGAGAAAUGAUGGUAGAUGAGACACCAAAUCAAACUCCGCAACCACCCGCACCAGCACCCACAACCACCUUCUAUCCGUUUAGUGCGUUAGGCGUGCAUACUGGUCCACCGCCAGCACCACCACCUCCAACAUCGGGAUCUGCUUCUGUGGCUAAAUCCGAACAAAUGCAAGCUGAACCGGCACCGUUGCUUUCCGCGCAGUAUGAACCACUUUCUGACGAGGAUUGAUAGUCUAAUAAUUUAACCGCGUACAGAUUAACACGCUGUGACAAGGUUCUUAGGCUAUUUAUGCGAUUUGUUUACGCCCGACGAAAGUCUCAUUCAGACUAAGAUUCUAACGAUUGAACGUUUCAUGAUUACCAAUAUUUUCGGGCGUCAGCCACCACGUUCUUACCGGUCGUCGAAAUUUUCUUACAUGAUGAAUCGAAGGUAUUCUCUGUUAUCUUUCAGUUUCAUCUUUCUUUUUCCUUUUUUUACACGAACUUUAUCGUAUUCCGAAAUGGAGAUUAUAGUACGAUGUUUUAAAUAGAGUUUAUUAUUUUAUACGGAUUUCAUCAUUGUAUUUUUAGUCGAAGAUCAUUUCCGUACUACGUGUAAAGUAGCCGUUUUACCGAAGCAUUAUUUUAAAUGCUAGUUCAGUGCAUGGAAACACCUUCGUUCGAACGUAACAAUAGCGUAAUUUUAAUUGAUAAUUAAUAUUUUUUUACGUAUUACUUAUUCCCGCGCUAAGAUGUACUAAAGUUGUGUAUAAUUAUCAGCUAGAUUAAAUAUAAAUAUUUCUGUUUUCACCGCCAUUUUUUUUAAGAAGACGCUUUUUAGAUACUGUUUGUUUCUAACUUAUCGUUGAUAAAGGCACGAAGAACUUUUUAAUUUUAAAACGACAUAGAACGAUCUGUACAGACUAUAGGUGUAAAAUUAUAAAAACUUUCUGUACGACGUUGUGUACGUGUCGUCGUGAUAUUUAAUUUUUUUAAUGUAUUUGAAACAAUAGGAAUCAACACAGUGAAACUUGUUGAUGAAUGAAAUAAUUGUUUUCCCGUACUUUUAAUGUAUUAAAUACUCUAAACACGUUAACAGUCUCUUUUCAGACGAAUAUCGUUUUGCGUUCUUUGUUAUUACACAGUGUACAUACAUCGUACGUAAGUUCUUAAUCUUUUUUCGGAGCAACAAAAUCCUUUCGAUCAUCCGUUUGGGCCGACGGCCCAAAGCAUUAUUUAUAGAUCGACCUGUGGAACGUCCAGGCUAGCCCAAGUUCACAAUGGAGACGCUUUUUUUGUACAUAAUGAAUGAUAUAUAAUCGUUAAACGAUGAUACAACGCUAAAGCAUACGUGUUUUUAUUUGGAAUGAGUCUGUGAUGUGUCUGGAAUUAAAUAGCUUCAACUGUUAUAUACCAGUGCGAAAAAAGUUAGCCAAUUCGAAGAAGAGUUUACGUCAGAUGUGUAAGACAUAUUGAACGCAUUUUCGCACACACGGACAGUGCAUUAUCGUCUUACGUGAGAAUCACUUUAAAUGUUCUCUCUUUGGUGAAGUGGGUUUUAAAACAAAAAAAAGUGUAAUUCUAAGUGUUGUACAUAGUACACAAUAUUAAUUUCUAAGUUGAACAAGUAGGUAUAUGAUCGCUAGUUUAUCGUAUGCUAUUGUAAGAGUCUAGAUUUUAGUGUAAGUAACGUAGCUAGCAUUUAGGGAUUUAGACGCCAUGAACUGACUAGGGAAUACUUCCCAACCUACGUUCUCUUAUUAAUAAAAGAAUAUAUGCAGGCGAUUAAAAGAAAACUGAUGGAAUAUCAUCCGUCAAGCGAAUGGAUGUGAAUUUAUUUUAUUUGAUUGGAAUUUAAAGAAAACCCGAAUGUACGCUCUGACUAUCAAAAAAUACAUUACGCAGUUACACGUUACAACACGUCAAGCAUUGGUAAACAUAUUGUGUACACCUCAAGAAUUUUUAUAUAGCCUAAUUUUAUACAGAGUAUCCCAAAAAAGCUUGAACAACCUGAGAACUGUAGAUUUACUGCAUCGAAAAGGUCUUUAUAAGUUCUUUGCGAUUUAACAAUCUACAGUUUUAUUUCUCAAACGUAAGUGACUAAAAAUUGACUUUUAAAUGGCAGGCAACUAAUUGGACCACUGAUGGUACAUUGUCUGAAGCCAGUACUCGCACAAGGGAGAGACAAAAAGACAGAGAAGAGACAAAGGAGAGAAGGAGGAGGAUACUCAAUUUUCAGUCGCAUAUAUUCGAAAACGCAAUGACAUAAUAAUGGUAAAAGUCUGUUCCAAUCUAUUUUGGUAUGGGAAAAUGUACAAUUUUCAGGUUAUACAACCUUUUUAGGACACCCUGUACUUGUAUGCAAAUGAAGUGCAACCAUAUGCGGUCUGCCCCUCCAUUUAGUCAUGCAACAGUUAAAACGAGCCUGAGUCCCUCAACAUAUGAGCUGCUUUUUAUUGCUACACCAUAAAUCGCUUCUACCAAAACGUUAUGAGUUACAUACAGAGUGUUUUAAAGUUAAACGAUCAAAUUUCACUAGUAUAUUUUACAAAAGUAGAAAUAGGAAAAUAUGUUAAAUACUUGUAGGUUUACAAAUGCUUUAUUAUCAAAAAAACAUUCAUUCAUUGCUCGAUUAAUCACUUCUAUUAGUUCUUGCCGUGAAUAGACGUUUACUGCACAUUAAGCUCUCUAAUAUAAGUUUGUUUUUUAAAUCUAAUUAGUUUAAAUCGAAGUUUUUCUGAAAGUCUAAUGAUAUAAAAUUUGAACAUUCAGCGGGCUAGGUUUGUGUAACCAUUCUUCAAUCGCACCUCAAAAUGCAGCAUUUAGAAAUGUCUACAUUUUUAAAUUUCCAUUCUUGAAUUCUAAAUUUCCUAGUUUCCAAAUACCUCAAUUUAUAAAACCAUAAAGUUUCAAAUUAUUUCAGCGUUGACAUGUUAAUUUAAAAGAACUGAAACUGAAAGUCCUACUGAGGAAUUAUUUAAAAAAUUUACAAAGGGACAGUCAGUUCCUAAGAAUAAAAUCUCAGCAACACAUGAUUAUUUCAAAUAUUAAACAUGGUUUCAAGAAGCGGUUUCAAUAAAUAUCAUCAGUGUACUUUUACGUCAUUAUUAUAUGUCAACGAGCCUGUUAUUGCUUUUGAGCUAUAUUCUUAUUAUAAUUUUUUUGUAUGAAUUCGUUGUAUGCAUAUGUACAUAACAUUUAUUCUCAUUUUGACCCGUAAAAUAUUCUAGUAAAUUUUGAUCGUUCACCUUUUGGGACACUGUAUACAUACAUAUGUACGUGUACGUGUGUAUAUAUUUCAUUGCACACUUCUGUAUGGUUGAGUAGCCAGAACUUGAGAAUAUAUUCGGUCGGACAAUGUGAGUGCCUCUACACAUUUGCAGAGACUGUUGUUAAAGGAACACGUAUCGUUCUGUUUUUAUAUGGUGGAUCACGGUAACAUCAUCUUCGUUUCAUUAAUAUUCUACACGUUGUGUCAUUUCAUUUGAUAAGGUUCAUGUCGAAGGAGUGUCCAUUUGUGUACAAAUUGCACGUACGUGAAUACGUGUUCGAUAGAUAUAUUCGAAUCAUAGUGUCGGUAAACUAGAAUUUGUUGCAUAUAUACAUACAUACAUGUAUAUGCGAUACACAAUUGUCUAAUGUAUAAUGUCCAAAACGUCUCGAAACUGAUGUUACGGAUCUUACGAAGCCUCCAUAACGGAUCACGAAUCGAUAAAUAAUCAUGUGAAAUUUCAA
Messenger RNA from Megachile rotundata (alfalfa leafcutting bee), 13538 nucleotides. RefSeq names its product nuclear receptor corepressor smrter (gene Smr). Gene Ontology annotation, biological process: regulation of transcription by RNA polymerase II. Lineage: Eukaryota; Metazoa; Arthropoda; Insecta; Hymenoptera; Megachilidae. Gene Ontology annotation, cellular component: chromatin. The record is from RefSeq and is a predicted model, not a curated record.